AUAGUAAGCACUUAACAAAUGCCAUUUCUUAAAAAAGUCAUCUUAAAUGGCUUUUAGGAAAUGACAAAUUUUAAGUGAACUGUUUUCUGUGUUGGACACACACAAGAACACUGGAAUACUUUUACCCUAAGGAUAUAAUCAGAUCUUCUCCUGAAACAUAGUUGUUUUCAUGCCUGGCUCUGUGCAAAAAUCCUUUCUGUCAACCCAUCCUUUCUUCGACUUCUUUCAUACAUCCCUUAAUUCAGACAUUCAAACCAUCCCUGACUCACUGGCCUAAGAUCCAAAAGAAAGACUUAGGCCUAAAGAAUGUGACUAUAUCUGCAAGGCUAUUCCAUAUCUAAGAGAAAAAGAGGGCGGAUAUAGUAUUUAAUUCUUUUUCUUUGAAUCCUCAUUUGAGAAUAUGAGCCUGCAAUCAUUUUUCCUGUGUAUUCCUCCAACCUAUUUGCCAUCUAGAAGAGCAGAAGGGGUUUGCUUUACUUUCUGGAAAAUAGAAAGUUAACCUUCUGUGUGCAGAGGACUGUCAUAGCUUCAGAGAGUACAAUAAAAGUAUUAGACAUGAUCUCUGCUCUCAAGAAGCUUACAGGCUAGUGGGGGAACCAGACACUAAAAUAGAUUAUACAUCAAUUUAGAAUAAAGAUCCGUAAUAAGUGUUAUGGAAAAUGUAAACACCCAAGUGCUUGGGUAUAGAGAAGUGCUGAAGUGUCAAGGGGGGAGAUGAAAGAUUAAUCAGAAAGGUCUCUUGGAGAAGCUGUGACUUCAGAAGGGCUUUGAAUAUGGAGAGAGCAGUGGUCUGUUUGACGAGAACAUUUUCCCCAAUGAAGUAGGGAUUUUCCCAUUUCACAUGGAAGGGAGCAUAUUUAAUGCUAAACAUCCACAAGCACACCCAAGAAAUGAGUCAGUUCAUUGAAUUUAUUAAUGCUUUCUUCCUUAUUAAUAAGAUUGUCUGAGAUCUCUUAUAGGAUUUGGGCAUUCUUGGCCAAUUAUGAAUAACAACUCAAACUUGCAGAGAACAGAAAAUACAUGCCUAAAAUAUACUGUAUGUAAGUGGCCCAGAAAAGUUUGUUUAGCUACUCACCUCAAUUCCUAGGCUCUGAAAAUUAUCACGGAGAACUCAAAUUUGGCUGCUUGACACUUUGAGCUUUAAAAUGUGGACCUAUUGGAGUUUUUUCAAAGAAAAUAUAGCCCGCCAUAAAGAGAAAGACCUCUUUGUGUACUAGACCUUUAAAUUGUGAACAGAUGUGCAUUUUGGUUCUUUUGCUCUCGGGACUGAGUUGCUCAGGUCAAGGUUUUCAUCUCUACCUCACCAUGAAGUUGGCACUGGGCUUCUUUUUGGUAGUUAGCUAUUGCCUGGGGAUUCUAGGGCAGGUUCCAAAACAAAGCAAAGGAAGCAGUGGGGAAGAUAUUCACUUUCAAACUAAAGGCAAAGACGCCUGCACCGCGAACAUCAGCGGCCAGCCGGAAAUCAAACUCAGGAUCGAAUGCAAGAGCCCCGGCAAGUCUUACUGGUGUGAAUUCAGCGGCAAGCCAACCCUCUGCCGUCCUUUCACGAACAAUCCGAAACUUUACUGGAAUCAGAUCACCCAGGAACUGAAGAAACUUCCCCACGCCUGUCAGUCUGUCACUGUGCUGAAGCCCUCGGUGUGUCAGAAGGCACCUCCUGAUGCUCAGCUAAGACAAAUAGCUUCGAGCCUGAAGGGGGCCCUGAGAUCUUCCACCCUGCCGAAAUCUAAGGAAACACAAUCAGGGAAAGGCACCAUCAAAAAGGCAGGAAAAGCCAAGACCACCAGCCCGCCUGUCAUCAAAACGACCCUGCCAGGGCCGGAGGCAGGGAACGAUGCGGGGUCCGCGAAGAUUGCAAAGGAAUAUUGCUGGGAGUCCUUACACAGCUUUUGCUCCUACAUUAUCAGCAUCUUCAGGGGAUGAAGAGAGAUUUUCCCCAGAGCCAGAUUCUUAAAACCAAAGAAAGAUUCCUGCCACGGUUUUCUUCCAAUAUCACUUCCUGAUGGUUGGACUUGCUUUCUAAAGGACACCUUCUGGAUCCGGUUUUUUGGGUUUUUUUAGACGUAUUUGUAUUUUGGACUUCUAAAAUUGAACAUGUCUUUAUGAUCUUUCGGUUUAGACGUCAACAUCAUGUGAAUCUGAAAUCCUCUGUCACAUGGACAAGAACAGGCAAAUCUUUCUAGAGCUUUAAAAAAUGUAACCCUAGGCAUUUUAUUGUAAAUCCUUUAGAUGUUUAACCUCCCUAAAGAGUGCCAUAUUAUGCUAAGUUGUAUCACAUACAAUAUUAAGCCUUGAAUUUGGGUAGAGAGAGAUCUAAAUGCUGUACAUAAAUGCUCAAUAAAAGAAUCCUGUCAGAAGUA
This is a messenger RNA of Ornithorhynchus anatinus (platypus), 2360 nucleotides long. RefSeq names its product fibroblast growth factor binding protein 2 (gene FGFBP2). Gene Ontology annotation, molecular function: growth factor binding. The coding region runs from base 1237 to 1923 and encodes 228 amino acids. The record is from RefSeq and is a predicted model, not a curated record. Lineage: Eukaryota; Metazoa; Chordata; Mammalia; Monotremata; Ornithorhynchidae. Gene Ontology annotation, biological process: cell-cell signaling. The transcript has 2 exons.